Molecule: messenger RNA, 2613 nt
Organism: Scatophagus argus
Lineage: Eukaryota; Metazoa; Chordata; Actinopteri; Scatophagidae
Gene: poll
Product: polymerase (DNA directed), lambda
Exons: 9
Coding region: 184-1887 (567 amino acids)
Biological process (GO): double-strand break repair via nonhomologous end joining
Cellular component (GO): nucleus
Molecular function (GO): DNA-directed DNA polymerase activity; DNA binding
Source: RefSeq, a predicted model, not a curated record
GCCAAAACAUUGCAGUUUAAAGAGUUUAUUUGCUUCAAAUGUACAAUUAUAUUUGAACAUGUUGGAGUUAAUUAAAGCGUAAUUUGAAUAUUGACCGUUAAAGACAACUGAAAGCCAGAGUGUUUGCUGUUUCUGACGUUAGCAUAAGCUAAAGAACACUGGCGUCCCCCUUGAAGAGUCAGGAUGGAGCCUCGCCAUGGGAUUGUGAAAGCCUUUCCCAAAGUUAAAAGAGCUAAAGUUUUACAUGGAAAAGAUGCACCCCCAGCAAAGAAGACACACGAUGAAUGUGAAGUCACAGGAAGCACUUUCAGUGGGGUCACAGUAUACAUCCUGCCUGCUGGAAUAGGAAAUGCCAGGUACCAGAUCUUUCAACGACAGAUUCAGCAGAAUGGAGGACAGACGGAGAGUUCACUGUGUCCCAGUGUCACUCAUGUUGUUGUAGAUGACCACAUGGACAUAGACAGGGCUCUGCGCCUACUGAAACUUGAUUGUGUGCCCCCUGGAGUCCAACUGGUGAAAUGCGCUUGGUUGAGCCUGUGCAUCAGUGACAGACAACUGCUCGAUGUUACUGAAUACAGCCUUCUUUCACCUAAGAGGGAAUCUGAAAUAACGCAUAGUAAUAAUUGGCAGGAGUUGCCAAAUGUCUCGCCUGCUGCUGAAGCUACUGUAGAAUCAGUGUCUGAUCAAACCAAGAAAGAAGAGGCCAUAGACAUGACGGUCCCAGACACCAAAGAGGAAGUACAAGGAGAGGAAGACAGGGUCUCUCAGAAUGACCUGGAAGCUCUCAUCACCGGCCAGCAUCCCAAAGAUGAGACUUCUGGCUCCAGCCCCGACCCAGUUUCAGACUCUUCUGCUCCAAAGGUGGUCUCAGGGAAGUGGGUCUGUGCCAGGUCCUCUGAGUCCAAAACCAAUAACUUCAACAAACACAUCACAGACAAACUAGAAGUGCUGGCCAAGGCCUACACACACCAGGGGGACAAGUGGCGGGCACUGAGCUACUCUAAGGCUGUCAACGCCCUGAAGAGUUACCACAAGCCUGUUACAUCGCACCAGGAGGCUUGUCAGAUCCCAGGAAUUGGAAAACGCAUGGCAGACAAAAUUGAUGAGAUCAUGGAGAGCGGUCACCUGCGGAAGCUAGAUCACAUCGGGGAGGCUGUACCAGUUUUGGAGCUUUUUACUAACAUAUGGGGUGCUGGAACUAAGACUGCACAGUUGUGGUACCAACAGGGAUAUCGCACAUUGGAAGACAUCCGUACAAAGGUCCACCUAAGCAAUACUCAGAAAAUAGGACUCAAGCACUACGAUGACUUUCUGGACCGAAUGCCCAGAGAAGAAGCAGCAGCCAUAGAGACAGUGGUGAGGGAUGCCGUCCAAGCCAUAGACUCGCACUUGGUAGCGAUAGCAUGUGGCUCCUACCGUCGUGGAAAGGCCACAUGUGGAGAUGUUGACGUGCUUAUAUCUCAUCCUGAUGGCAAGUCCCACAAGGGCAUUUUCAGCAAAGUGUUACAAAUCCUCCAUGACAGUGGUUUUUUGACAGAUGACCUGGUGAGCCAUGAGGAGAAUGGAGAGCAGAAGAAAUACAUGGGUGUGUGCCGUUUACCAGGACCCGGGCACCGCCAUCGCAGGCUGGACAUCAUAGUGGUGCCAUACAAUGAGUUUGCUUGCGCACUCAUGUAUUUCACCGGGUCGGCACACUUCAACCGCUCAAUGAGAGCCCUGGCAAAAACAAGAAACAUGAGCUUAUCAGAGCACUCUCUGAAUGAAAAUGUGGUGCGUCAGGGUAGCUUGAAGGUGUAUGGUGGCACUCCACUUGCAACACCGACAGAGAAGGAUGUUUUUAGUUUGUUAGGCAUACCAUAUCGAAAGCCUCAUGAAAGAGACUGGUGAUUUACCAGUCACUAAGUCAAUGAGGAUGCCCUGUCUGGUUUUAUUGCAAAAUCCUUAAGAAAAUGAUGGUGACAAUAGAAACUGUAAUUAUGUUAAAUUAACUGAUCAUGUAAGAGCCCGAUUAGACUUGAAUGUUAAUUUUAUUCCACAGAUUAAAGGGUUUGUUCAAGUAUCUCGCAAAUCUCACAAACAACAUAUUUUAAUUAUAUUAUAUAUAUUUCAAUUAUAUCAGCCCAUCCAGACGAAGUCUUAUGUGCUCAGGUUUUGAGACGUCCUAAUGAAAUGUCUGCCUGCAAUACAAUGCAAUGAAGGGAAUUUUGUUGGGAGGCCUAGUGCCUUUCAAUUUACAUUAAUUUUAGGGACAGUUUCUUUAGCAGAAGGUAGUUGAAUUACACUGAAUAACAAUAUAAAAAGAUAAACUUCUGUUAAAUGUUGAUUAGUUAAACUUGAACUUUGUUAAACUUAACAGCCAAUUCCAAUUUGCGAAAUACCCAUUAUACAAGACUGCCGGCAAAACAAACAAACAAAAAAAAAUCAUUGGCAAACAUCUCAAAACUUAAAUUAUCUACAGGGCAGGAUAACAACAGAGGAAUGGGAAAAAAAAUGUUAUUUUAGAAAUUAGGUGACCGAGCCCUUUAAAAUCUGUUCAUAUAGAAGAUGUUUGACACUAUAUUGUAUAAAAGAGAAGUAAUUAUAAUAAAACAUACUAAAGGGAGGGUAAUAGCA